GUCUUUAGUUUUUUUUUUUGUUAUAUUUGAAACGUUGAUAGAAACCAUUAACUUUAAGUUUUGUAGUCUUUUUUUUUUGUCAAAAUUUUUAAUUGCCAUUAAAUAUUACGUUAACUUUAUAGUUUUUUUGAUAGUUACGUUAUAAUUUCAAUGACCUAUAUAUAGGUUAGAUAACUUCAUAUUUCAAAUAACAGAUACAAAUCAUUGUUUCUUACAUUUGUUUUUCAUAAAAUAAGAAUAAUUCUUGUACAUUUCAAGCGUAAGUAGAUAUGUCUAAAUUUAGCUCUCAAAUUACUACGCUAUUCAUCGUUGUAGCUUUGGUGUGUGUGUUUGUUCCGGUUUUCUCAGUCGAAGAAGCUGAAGCAAAAUCAUUAUGGAAUACUUGUCUUGUUAAAAUCACUCCUAAGUGUGCGUUGGAUAUAAUCGGUGUUGUCUUUGAAAAUGGAACCAUCUCUGAUCCUUGUUGCAACGAUCUCGUCAAAGAAGGGAAAGUGUGUCACGAUACACUUAUUAAAUAUAUUGCAGAUAAACCCAUGUUAAUUGCCCACGAAACAGAAUACUUGAAGAAGAGUGAUGACUUGUGGAAUCAUUGUGUCUCAAUCUCGAAAAGUGCUUGAUAUAUGUAUUUCUUGUACUAUUUUUACCAAAUAAAUUUGAUAUUUCUCUGUUGUUACAAUUAUUUUACCACAAACAUUUAUAUUUUUACUUUACUACAAUAUUAACCAAAAUGAAUAGCUCUUUGAAAACGAAUAACUUAAAUUUGUGAUUUUUUUUUGAAGCUAAAAACACAAGUUUCCCAUAAGAGUGGAAAAAUAAUCCAAAAUGAUUAAUAGAUCAAGGUCGGAAACACCACGCCCCAGCACAUUACUUAUCCAACCAUCUACACGAACUGAAUAUACCUCAGUUAAACACUUGAGGGAGCAUCUCUUAAUGGGAGAAUCACCAUUAAGAAAUCCGUGAAGUUCUGUAUAAUUUCGGGCCUAUCCCGCUUAUCUUCUUCUGGAUGAAGAAAGACAGUCAUCAAUGUAGAGAUAAGGGACAAAUGCAAGAAGAUUGCGCCAAAAAUUAGGAGCCUGAUCAAACUAGCUUGGCUCCCAAAAUUCAGAGUAAGCAUCCGGGAAGAUUCUAGCCCAAUGUUCAUUAAUAAAAACAUGAUCAAUCCGCUUAGAGACAGGGUCUUCCUCCCUUUUCAAUCUUACCUUAUUAUCUUUUGUUUUUUUUUCCUUUUUGAAUAUUUUAAAAUAUGACAUUUUAAUUAUUGGAACACAAGAUUGGACAGUGGACCAUCGCACUACUUGCCCUCCCACCUCACCCGCCAUGUACUCAUAUCGGUUUUAAUUGCUAUAUACCAAACAGUGUGACGAUAUGGUGAAUUCUUUUAGCGUUACAGUAUGACAGUAUGGCGAAUCAAAAUCUCAUUAUACAACCGGUUCUAUUGUGGAGUCAUGACUUCGCCAUACCGUCAUAGGAAACAGUUGACCGAAAAGAUAAGUGCACUUUGGUGACAUAGGUGGCCAAAUCAAUUCUUUUAAACAUCUCCUCAUGCACAACCAUAUUUCUGAAACCGGAGU
Messenger RNA from Arabidopsis lyrata subsp. lyrata, 1571 nucleotides. RefSeq lists its product as uncharacterized. The coding region runs from base 270 to 617 and encodes 115 amino acids. The record is from RefSeq and is a predicted model, not a curated record. The transcript has a single exon. Lineage: Eukaryota; Viridiplantae; Streptophyta; Magnoliopsida; Brassicales; Brassicaceae.